UUCGAACAGCGUCUGGACUCCAUAAUAAAGAGGAAACUGACCAGGUAAAUUCUUUCAUAUAUUUAAUGGGACAGAAGGCCGAGGAAAUUUUGGCGUCAUUUAGUCUCCCAGAACAGGAUAGAAAUGACUAUUCAAUAAAGUUAAGGUGGCAUUCGAAAAAUACUUCGUCCCAACUAAAAAUGUUAUAUACGAAAGAUAUAAAUUCUAUUCUCGGUUUCAAGAAGAUGGAGAAACAGUGGAGAAUUUCGUGACAUCAUUAUAUAGUCUGGUUAAAACGUGUGAUUUCCCUGCUUCGUUUCAAGACGAAAUGAUUAGGGACAGAAUAGUUUGCGGCAUUAGAGACAAAAAGGUUUCGGAACGUUUGCAACUUGAAACGGAACUAACUCUGGAGAAAGCAAUAAACACUGCAAGACAGGCUAAAACAGUAAAAAAGCAACAAGAAGCUUUUAAGAACAAUUCCGGGAAUAACAUAUAUGCAUUACGCAAAACUACACGUAGGAAGAACGUAUUUUCGAAGCCAGAAGCUACCGACAAUUCGUUUACCAGAAACAAAACUUUAAAUUCCUGUUAUUGGUGUGGAAAACUGGUGAAACAUACUAAAUUUAAUUGCCCUGCACGUAAGGCGAUCUGUAAUAAGUGCAAAAAAGUAGGUCAUUACGCAAAAGUUUGUAAAGCUAAAGUGAGUAUAAAUGAAAUAGGAGAACCUAAUCAAAGUUCAUUUCUAGGACAUGUUAAAGGGGAAAGUAAUAUAAACAAUAGCGUUAAGAGACAGCUUAACCAGUGGAAUUCAAACAGGAUCGCCAACAUGGUAGCAUUUCCAUGCAUGCGCCGCUAGCAUCGUAAAAUAUAAAGAUUCGAACAUAUCAAAAAUUAUUUGCACAUUCUUAACAGAAUUUCCGGACGUCUGUUUGAAUUUAAAUAUUCUGUUCCUUUCGAACAUCCUGCACAUUUGUUUUGUUAAAAUUUAUUCUUUUCACCUGAAGACGACGAUUAUACACUCGUUGAAAGUGCUUGUGUUAAUAAUAAAGGAACCAUUAACGCUGAACUCAGUGAAGUAGUAUCCAGAAACUAUACAAAUAUUGGCGCGAGUUUUUAAACUUA
Centruroides sculpturatus (bark scorpion) is the source of this 1101-nucleotide messenger RNA. RefSeq lists its product as uncharacterized. Bases 308 to 835 code for a protein of 175 amino acids. Gene Ontology annotation, molecular function: zinc ion binding; nucleic acid binding. Lineage: Eukaryota; Metazoa; Arthropoda; Arachnida; Scorpiones; Buthidae. The transcript has a single exon. The record is from RefSeq and is a predicted model, not a curated record.